ACCCCAAACUUUUCAGUGGCACCAUAGCUGUCUGCUUCCUACAGCUUAUCACACUAGCAACGAAAGCAGAGCAAUUUUCUGUGCAGGAACCAGAAGUAGUCUACCUAAGUUUGAGUCAAUAGCCCCCCCCCCUUUUUUUUUUUACUUCUUUAGAGCACAGGCCCAAAGACAAAGGAAAAGGAAAGAAGAUGCUAACUAUAAUUCCCUUGGUGUUAGUCUGUCUGAGCUUUGCCAACAACGCAUAUACAGCAGGGAAUCGCCUUCAGAUCUUUGCUAGUCCAGGUGAUAAUGUUAGCUUGCCCUGCCGCCUGAAACCUACUGAUGCCUUAUCUUUUGGUCCGAUUGGAAUGAGGAUCAAGUGGACCAAACUUGAUGAUGUUAAUGACGAAACUGACGUGCUGAUUUCAAUGGGUUUCCACAAGAUCAAAUAUGGACGCUUCCUAAACCAUGUUCACCUGCAGGAGGCUGACGAUAAUGAUGCCACCCUGAUUAUUACCAACCUCAUCCUAGAUGACUAUGGCACAUACAAGUGCGAGAUCAUGAGUGGCAUGGAUGACAUCAUAGUGGAGAUGGAGCUUCGAAUGGCUGGGGUUGUAUUCCCUUACUCCCCACGCAUGGGCCGCUACAACCUGAACUUUCACGAUGCUGAGGCAGCCUGCCUGGGGCAAGAUGCUGUGGUGGCAUCAUUCGAGCAGCUCUACCAGGCCUGGAAAGGAGGGAUGGACUGGUGCAAUGCUGGCUGGUUGAGUGAUGGAACCGUACAGUACCCCAUCACCAAACCAAGACAGCCAUGUGGGGGCAAUGUUGCUGCUGGACUCAGGAGUUACGGCCAGCGUAACAAAACCAACAGCCGUUUUGAUGUUUUCUGCUUCACCACUGGAUACAAUGGAAAUGUGUUCUACGUGGAUCAGAAACUGACCUUCCCUGAGGCUAUGCAGGUCUGUGAGGAAGAUGGAGCUGAGCUAGCAAAGAUAGGGCACAUAUUCGCAGCCUGGAAGCUGAUGGGCUACGACCGUUGUGAUGCUGGCUGGCUGGCUGAUGGUAGUGUAAGAUACCCCAUCUCCAAGCCCAGGAUGAAGUGCAGCCCCACCGAAGCAGCUGUCCGUUCCGUUGGAUUUCCUGACAAGAAGCACAAGCUCUAUGGGGCCUACUGCUACAGAGCUCACCAGUAAUUUCUACACAAUACAUACGCUCACAUACCAGCCAAAGAGCUACAGUAUAACACACAAGCAAUGACUAAAACAUGUCAGUUAUCAUGAGCACACAAUGAAACAUCAAUCUUACAUUAUACAGGUACAUAAUAAAAUUUUUGUACUAUGCAUUCCAAAUGCACAUUGUAAAUGGUACAAUUAUUCAUCAUAAACAUUAUUUUUGCCGUAUUACUAUUUUUGCACAGUUCAGUUAGGUUAUUUUCAGCAAAAAUCAGUUUCAAGGGAAUGUAAUCUUUUAUAAAUAAUUAAAUAAAUAUGAACUUCUUCGACACAUCUGACAUGUCUCGUCAGAGCACUGGCCACUAUUUGUUGAUCUAAAAAUGUACUUUUCAAUUUUAGCAGACUUAGUAGCUAAUUGUAAUAGAUACCUGUCAUUAGUCUUCUUCCUUUUAAAAUUUUUCACUUUUUACCCUGGAAAAAAAAUGGGAAAAUAAUGCCCUCAUUUUGUAAUAAGUGCAUAUACAAAAACAUAGCCUUUAUUAAUAAAGAAAGUAACUGAUAAUACCUUUUAUCAAAAAAUGUUAUCUAAGGCAAAAUAUGUUCUUCCCUAGCACCAAAUUUGUGAUCUCACAGCUACUACAAUAAAAGAAAAAGAAAAAAGAAAAAUGACGAGCUGCUGGAGACGCAAUGCAUUUUUGGUCUUUGGAGUUGCAGUUACAUUAGACCCGUAGGCACAUGAAAUCUUUAACAGAACCCAGUUGCUUACCAGCAACUGCACUUUAAAUGACUAAUCUGAGACUUGCACUUACAUAAUUGUGAGUCUCAAUAAAACAAAACAUUAUGUCAUCAGUUGGGUUUCUUUCAGAACACCAAUUUCCUCAUACAUUUAUGAACUAAGCUACAAUGACUGAAAGCAGAUGUCAUAUUCUGUAUCUCUAUACACAGGAUUGUUUACAGUAUGUGAUUGGGAAGAAAACUCCACCUAUUAUUCUGCUUUGUUCUACCAAGCCACAAUGUAGACACUUCUUUUUAAGCCCAAACCAUUUUUUUUUUCUCAACUAAAAUGCAGUGUAUUGUUUUUACAUGAAGUUCCAAAUGGAAAAUAAAAUCUAACAAAAAUUGAA
Molecule: messenger RNA, 2275 nt
Organism: Hemibagrus wyckioides
Lineage: Eukaryota; Metazoa; Chordata; Actinopteri; Siluriformes; Bagridae
Gene: hapln1a
Product: hyaluronan and proteoglycan link protein 1a
Exons: 4
Coding region: 189-1172 (327 amino acids)
Biological process (GO): cell adhesion
Molecular function (GO): hyaluronic acid binding
Source: RefSeq, a predicted model, not a curated record